Messenger RNA from Prunus armeniaca (apricot), 453 nucleotides. Lineage: Eukaryota; Viridiplantae; Streptophyta; Magnoliopsida; Rosales; Rosaceae. The record is from the annotation of a GenBank genome assembly.
AUGUAUGAAACAGUCAUAGCGACAACAUACAACAACAUAAAUAGAAGAGUUAACCUUGUUGAGAGCAACAGAAGCAGCCACAACCGCAACAAUAUUUAUACCAAGAAGCAGCGUCCACCAUUAAAGAAAGAUCAUAAUCAUAAUCAUGAUCUUAAUCAUAAUCAAACACAAGGUACUGCUACUACAAGUGAUGAUGAUGAUGACAAGAGCAACAGUAAGAUCUGUGGGUCUAGUGGACCUCACAAAAUUGAAGCCCCUAAUCUCAAGAGUAAUCUCAAGAAAACAGCAACUGUAGAGGAAAAUCGUCAACUCAGGGCAGAAAGGAGGAAAGUCAGUUGGCCUGAUAUUGCUCAUGGCAAAGAUAUUGCCCAUGUUCAGGAGUUUGAGCCAAGCGUGUGGGAAGAUGGGGACCUUGAGGGAGUAAGGAACUCUUGUGUUUGUGCAAUUCAAUGA